UGGAAAGGAUAUUAGUUACAUGCGGAUAUACCUUGUGAUCAUCGUUCACAUAUUGAGCAAGUGAUGACUUCCAGAAACCAGGUUAUCUAUGGAUAUUCCACAAUGGUACAAAUGAACCCUGUUACUGCAACAUUACCACCACAAACAGUAACAUCUGUAAACGUGUCAUUGACUCCAAAGGAGACACUGGAACUUAUUCUGUAUCUCAACAACGAAGAAGUUAAAACGCUAUUACCGCUAAUUUUGAUUUUGGGAUUCAUUUUGCUUGUUGGGAUUAUUGGAAACGUGAUAGUGUUGUUAGUUUACUGCCUCAGAUACAAAAGAUCCCCAGCGAGAGUAUACAUACUGUUUCUGGCUUCCAUAGAUCUGUCCAUCAAAUUUCAAAUAUCCUACUUUGGAAAACGACUAGUGUGUUUUGUUGCAACCGUUUUGUCUUUCGUAUUUGCUUGGCCUGUUCUGAUCCUGUAUGGUCCUAGUGAAAUGGAAACGGCUAUACCGGGCAUCAGUAUAAAUGGAAUCGGUUAA
Messenger RNA from Dreissena polymorpha, 525 nucleotides. RefSeq lists its product as uncharacterized. Gene Ontology annotation, biological process: G protein-coupled receptor signaling pathway. Bases 64 to 525 code for a protein of 153 amino acids. Gene Ontology annotation, molecular function: G protein-coupled receptor activity. Gene Ontology annotation, cellular component: membrane. The transcript is spliced from 3 exons. The record is from RefSeq and is a predicted model, not a curated record. Lineage: Eukaryota; Metazoa; Mollusca; Bivalvia; Myida; Dreissenidae.